AUGUAUCGUCUUCAAUCUUACUGGAUUGCAACUCUUCUCAUCGUUUGUCUAGUUGUUGACUUUCAGCCAUAUAAAGUCAGUGCUACUCCGAUCGAGACUACCGCUGCAACUGAAACAUCAACAACGCAAUUAGACGAUCAUAAAGCGAAACUUCUCAAAUAUCAACGUAUGAAAUCUUUCCUGGUACCAUUUCCACCGUCACCAUUCAUCCAACCAUUUCCUGAUUAUCUCUAA
Messenger RNA from Adineta ricciae, 234 nucleotides. NCBI's taxonomy places the organism in Eukaryota, Metazoa, Rotifera, Eurotatoria, Adinetida, Adinetidae. The record is from the annotation of a GenBank genome assembly.